Messenger RNA from Phalaenopsis equestris, 1681 nucleotides. Its product is annotated as cytochrome P450 94B3-like. Gene Ontology annotation, molecular function: oxidoreductase activity, acting on paired donors, with incorporation or reduction of molecular oxygen; monooxygenase activity; iron ion binding. NCBI's taxonomy places the organism in Eukaryota, Viridiplantae, Streptophyta, Magnoliopsida, Asparagales, Orchidaceae. The record is from RefSeq and is a predicted model, not a curated record.
AUGGAAAUCCACUUGACAACCCACGUAUUACUCCUCCUUUCCCUAAUCCUCUUAGCUUUCAUCUCCUUCAUCUCAAUCUAUCUACUCCUCUUCUCCUCACCCAUACAGCAAUUCCCACAAAAGAAGCCCUACUACCCGCCAGGAUUGCAGCCCUACCCCAUCAUCGGCCACCUCCCCCAAUUCCUCUGCAACCGCCACCGCUUUCUUGAGUGGUCCACGGAACUCCUCGCCGCCUCUCCUACCAACACCUUCAUCUUCCACCGCCCCGGCGGUAUCCGUGGCGUCAUCACAGCGAACCCGGACAACGUCGAGCACAUGCUCAAAUCUCACUUCGAAAACUUCCCCAAAGGCAAUCGAUUCCGCAACACUCUCCACGAUUUUCUCGGCCGCGGGAUCUUCAACUCCGACGGCUCCCUCUGGCGCAUCCAGCGCAAGACGGCCAGCUUCGAGUUCAACACCCGCUCUCUUCGCUCCUUCGUCCAUCGUGCCGUCAACAACGAGAUCUCCAACCGUCUCAUCCCUUUUCUCUGCCGCGCAGCCGAAACCGGCAAAUCCAUAGACCUCCAGGAUGCCCUAGAGCGCUUAGCUUUCGACAACGUCUGCAAAAUCGCCUUCGAUGAGGACCCUGGAUACCUCGAUCCCUUCUGUUUCGAUUCAGGUCUAGCCGCCAGCUUCGCUUCCUCCUUCAGCAACGCUGCAUACCUAAGUGCAGGGAGAUUCCGCUACGCGGUUCCGGGUUUCUGGAAGAUUAAGAAAUUGCUCGACGUUGGGUCUGAGAGACGGCUUCGCGAGUCCGUCGCAACUGUUCACGAUUUCGCGAUGAAGAUCAUACGAUCCAGGAAAAAGACUCUGUAUCUACAAAGCGGUGGAGGAGGAGAUGAUCUCCUCUCGCGGUUCAUCGCUGACGAAGAAAAUAAUUCUGACGAGUUCCUCCGCGACAUCAUCAUCAGCUUCAUCCUCGCCGGCCGCGACACAACCUCUUCAGCACUCACGUGGUUCUUCUGGCUUCUCUCCUCCCACCCGAACGUCGAGCGUCGGAUACUAGCCGAGGUAAAGACCGUCAGUGCAGCCGGCGCCGGAUUUGGCCUGGAUGAGCUGCGGCAAAUGCAUUACUUGCACGCAGCGUUGACGUUGACCGAAGCAAUGAGGCUUUAUCCUCCCGUUCCGUUCAACUCGGCGGUUUGCGGCGCCGACCAGGUGUUGCCGGAUGGAACGGAGAUAAAAAGAGGGUGGUUUAUGUCGUACAACGCGUACGCGAUGGGGAGGAUGGAAGGGAUAUGGGGUAAGGAUUGCAAGGAUUUCAGGCCGGAGAGGUGGCUGGAUGUUGCCAGCGGAGAGUUCAGGCCGGAUAGUCCGUUUAGAUUUCCGGCGUUUCACGGGGGGCCGAGGAUGUGUUUGGGGAAGGAGAUGGCUUACAUACAGAUGAAGUCGAUCGCAGCUUGCGUGAUCGAGCGGUUUGAGGUACAAGUUCUUGUUGAAAAGGACAUGUGUCCGGACAUCUUAACGUUAAAAAUGAGAGGCGGGCUGCCGGUGCGCGUCAGUGGACGCGGUACGGCGAAGGUGGGCCGCCUCAAUGCUGAUAGUGGAGAAAAUAUUAAGGGUGGAUGUGUGCAUAAAAUAAGUGUGGAUUAGAUGUAGGAAUUUGAUGAAGAUUUAUAGUAUUCGGAUAUAAUAUCACCAC